AUGUCUCAGCCAAGCACGCCAUUCAGCGGUGCCUCUGCGGGCCCUUUUCUUGUGUCGGCCGACCAUGAGCAGCAGCUCGCUCAGGCUGACUUUGGAGAAUUGUUUGGUUCAGGUACUUCAAACCAGCCGAGCUUCUCACUGAACAACAGCGAAGCUCUUGAUGAGUUUGACUUGAACAGCUAUCAUCUCUCUAUCAUCCCAGUCGAUUCAGCGAACUCAUCCACAGUAUCGACCCCAAAUUUCUCAAACUAUAGUUUCGGCCAGCAAUCUCCGGAAUAUGCGACGCCCGAUAGCUACACACCCCACGCGUACCCAAUCGAGCUCCAGCGAGCAUAUCAAGCAGGUGCCUACCAACAAGCCUCCACAUCACGACCCCUACCUUUCAGGCCACAUACCAACGAUGUCUAUCAUCAUCCUGCGCAUCUACCACAAGGCUACGGUCGUCGGAGAUCGCUGAGUCACGGUGAAGCAGACCGUAUCGUUGCAGCGAACAGCGUUGCCAAUCCGACUUUCGUCCGCCUCUCAGCGCCGCGUGCGACGUCGACCGUACCAGAAGAAAACAGGAGGAGUGGACGCUACUCUCAGCAUGGAAGGAGUACAAGUCAAAGCCCUGCUCCACGAGGUAGGCCCUGGAAGCCAACGAGUGUGCCAUACCAAAUCACCCCUCUUGUUGAUGGUAUGCUGUCUAUGCCCCUGGGCACGCCAAUAAACGAGGUCGAAUAUCAGAUCCGCUCACCUGUUCACAACUACCGCACUCAGGACAUGAGCGGUCCUGGUCAUGCGGUGUAUCCAGGAGGACCAACCUAUCGUCAAAUGACACGCCCAGAAGAACUCGCACGAAGUCGUCAGAUCAUCGAAAUCGGUGCUAUGGUCGUCACCAACCCUUCCAAGCUUGACCCGAGACUUGAGACGCAACCAUCCCGCACAAAGAUACUCAAGAGUCUGGACGACAUCGAAGAGCAUUUGAAGGAGAUAACAGAUGAGGAGGCACUUCGUAGCUGCAGGCUUAUCCGUCAGGCAUUGGCGAAAACUGUGGUGCAGGAGGAUAUGGUGAAUAUGGAGGAAGAAACGUUGGACGAUGAUAUGGGGGCGCCUAGCAGGGUUCUCGAGGAGAGUGGCUAUGAUGUUUACAGUGGGCUCGAUGAUAACGACAUCAUGACAAUGCUGAUGAAUCAUAAUGGUGUUGAUGAGGAGAGCAUCGAGGACAUUGGGGAUGAGAAAUGA
This is a messenger RNA of Pyrenophora tritici-repentis Pt-1C-BFP, 1224 nucleotides long. The record is from RefSeq and is a predicted model, not a curated record. NCBI's taxonomy places the organism in Eukaryota, Fungi, Ascomycota, Dothideomycetes, Pleosporales, Pleosporaceae.